UUAUUCGUAUUUGAUUUUUUGGACUUUAUAUCAAUAUGGAAUAAGUGGACAACUAAAAGAAUAAUCAUCAUAACAAUCGUCAACCAAUUGUUCUGUUGAUAUAUAACGAAAUAUGUUAUUCAAUCCCCAAAAGUGUGCCUCUUGUGCUCAAAACAAACAAACAAAUAUACUUGUGACAAACAAAUGGAAUAAUAUCGACUCCAAGAAGAGUAAAGAACGAAAGCAAACCAAGCGCUCUUUCUUUGAAAAGUUCCUCAAGUUUACUGGUAAAGUAUUGUUGUUUGCAUUAUUUCAAAUACUUGCAAGUAAGAAGACUAGAAGAAAAGUGACUUUUAUCACAGCAGGGAGUUUGUUAUUUCAAGGACCACGUCAAGUUAUUAUCGAAGCUACUUGGAGACCUUUACUUUUUGUUACCUUGGCUCCUCCACUAAUUCAAUCUACCCAUCCUGGUCUAUAUAGAACUUGGCAGUUUUGGAGUAGAGUUAUUCCUAUUUAUAUUGGAUAUAAGAUAACACAAAAAGAAGCACAAACUUUGCCAGAAGAAGAAAAAAGGUUAUUGUGGGAGAAACGUCACGAAUGGGGUUCUGAGAAGGUUUACAAGUUAUGUACGGAAUUGAGAGGUUUCUAUCUUAAAGAUGGUCAGUUUUUAGGAACUCGUGCAGAUUUCAUGCCAGCUGCUUGGAUACGAAGACUAAAGACACUACAAGAUGAAGUACCUCCCGCUCCUUUUCAAGAUAUUCGACGGACGAUAGAAACUUCUUUGGACAAACCCAUCGUAGAGUUGUUUGACUGGAUUGAUCCAGUUCCUCUUGCAAGUGCAACUAUUGCUCAAGUUCAUUGUGCAAGAUUAAAGAUGAAUGGACAGUUGGUCGCAGUGAAGGCACAAUAUGCAGACCAAGAAAGGCUCUGUCAGCUAGAUCUUUCUAAUCUAUCCCGUUUAGCCGUAUUUUUACAAAGACAUGACUUGAAGUUUGAUUUGGUUUCCAUAGUGGAAGAAUUUCAGCAUCAAAUUCCAUUAGAGUUUGAUUUUGAAAGAGAAGCUCAAAUGAUGCAACGAAUAUCAAACAAUUUAAGAAGUGCUGGCAUUCUACCUCAACGAGUAGUUAUUCCACAAGUUACGCAAAAUUUAGUUUCAAGAAGAGUUUUGGUUAUGAACUUCAUCGAAGGAUUUAAGAUCGAUAGAUUGGUGACUGAAUCCUUUCCUAAUGUCGAUCGCAAUGCCAUAUUGGAGAACAUUGCCAUGGCUUACGGACAUAUGUUGCUUAUAGAUGGUUUAUUUCAUGCCGACCCUCAUCCAGGGAAUCUUGUGUUUCUUGAAGAUGGUCGUAUUGGAAUCUUUGACUUUGGUCAAGUGAAAGAGAUUGAGGAUGAUCUUCGGAUAAGGUUGUGUGAAUUGUUUGAAGCUUUGGCUCAAGAUAAUGUGAGUAACGUAGCCAACGCAUUUAGUGCUCUUGGCAUUCAAGUAGAACACAACCAACAGUCAGAACAGUUAUUGUCUCUGUAUGCUACUGGACUAUUUGACACUUGUGCCUUGCCAGCUGGUGUGGAAAUCAAUCCGUUUUCCGAAGCGAGUCCUUUGAAGACCGCACGAGUGCGUCGCUUUCCUUCCCAAUUAUUUAUGAUUUUACGAGCUAUGCAGCUGUUACGAGCACUCACCAGUGCACUUGCCUGUGACUUUUCCUUUGCUCGAGUAUUUGCUUCCUUUGCUACGACUGGAAAGUGUCUAAGAAGGUUGUCAAGUGAUUCAUUACUUGUAGAAACUGGUGACAGUUGACACAAGUACUUGUUCAAGUAAUUCUUUUUGUUGUAGGGUGUUGUGUAACACAAGAUGCGAGAGGUAGGCCCUCACCUUGUUGACUCAAUACCCUUGGCCUUUUUUCUAGCACUCAUAUUAUCCACCAGUCUAUAAAAGAAAGGAUUAGACUUUAGAGGUAAGAAGAGUGCAAGUUUUGUUGGAGAACACAAGGACAAAAUAAAAUAGUUUCACUUUUAUCCUCUUCAACCUACGUCGUCCUUCAAAAAGUAAAUCAAAUGGAUGAAUUCUGACAAAUGGAAUUUCAUGAAAAGUCUCCUACAGAUGCUCUAGUGGACACAAUAGAAUCGAUUUACAA
Messenger RNA from Galdieria sulphuraria, 2111 nucleotides. Its product is annotated as aarF domain-containing kinase. The record is from RefSeq and is a predicted model, not a curated record. The transcript has a single exon. NCBI's taxonomy places the organism in Eukaryota, Rhodophyta, Bangiophyceae, Galdieriales, Galdieriaceae. Bases 113 to 1774 code for a protein of 553 amino acids. Gene Ontology annotation, biological process: protein phosphorylation. Gene Ontology annotation, molecular function: ATP binding; protein kinase activity.